AUGACCUUAUUAAUAUUCAUGAAGAUAAUUCCANCCAAUCAGAACACUCAUACCUCGGAGUUAAGAGAAUUAGAUCCGCCAAUCAGAGCUCGAGUGUUGAGGAUCAUUCCGAUCGUCAGCCAAUCACAUUCGUCCGUUUGCCUAAGGGUUGAAUUAUACGGAUGCGAUAUUGAAGGACCAGUAAUAAAGUACAAAAUACCUCAACCCACCCCGCCUUUCAUCGACCAAUCAGAGAGGAGCAGCAAAUCAGCUGACAGUAACACUUCCGGUUGCAUCGUUUCCGGUUGCAGUAGCACUUCCGGUUUUGGUUGCAACAACAGCAACAGCAAAAACAACGGGCAACUCUUGAUUGAUGGCCAAAUCGGACAGAGCGACUACUUCCGGCCGAAUCAGGGAUGG
This is a messenger RNA of Helobdella robusta, 399 nucleotides long. RefSeq lists its product as hypothetical. The annotation marks the transcript as partial. The transcript has 2 exons. Lineage: Eukaryota; Metazoa; Annelida; Clitellata; Rhynchobdellida; Glossiphoniidae. The record is from RefSeq and is a predicted model, not a curated record.